AUGGGUUUUGACGAAUUUCUCGACUACGUUGGCCAGUUUGGUAAAUAUCAGCGUGUUCGAUACUUUCUUCUGUGCCUUUUCUCUGUCGUUGCUGCAUGGCACAGUCUGAAUAUGGUGUUUGUUGGUGCCAAACCGGAGAAUCAUUGUCGGUUUCCAGAUGUAUCGAAUUUCACACCGCGGUCCUUAACGGUACAAGACUUGGCAACGAUUUUUUUUAUCCCGCCAGGUGAAGAAUGCCGCAUGUACAACAUUUCACAGACGUUGGAAAUAUGGAAUGCCGCAGGGAACAACAUUACGUCUAUGGUUAUUCUUGGUGUCAACAGAAGUAUUGUCAAGUGUCCAUUGGGUUCUACUUUCUCUACUGAAAAGUAUAAAUCGACGAUUGUUUCAGAGUUUGAACUCGUUUGUGACAGGAAAUUCUGGGUGAAGACGUCCAAGUCUGUUUACUUUGCGGGUCGACUGCUUGGAGCAGCGGUGUUUGGUCACCUAUCUGACAGUUUCGGUCGUCGUCCUAUGUUCUUCGUUGCAAUUGUCUUGCUGGUGGUCUCCGGGGGUGUGACGGCAGCGUCGCAGAACAUUUUUAUGUUUCUUCCCCUCUACUUUCUACAAGGAGCGGCACAAACAGGGGCAUUCCUCAUAGCCUUUACUUUAUCAACUGAACUGGUGGGACCCAACUACAGAGUUGUAACAGGAUUCGUCAUUCAGAUAUUUUACAGUAUUGGUUAUAUGUCUCUGGCUGCAAUCGCCUACUUUCUUCAAGAGUGGCGCUAUCUGGAGGCGGCCAUUACAGCACCAUGUGUAUUGUUUGUCAUAUAUUGGUGGUUUCUACCAGAGUCUGUUCGCUGGCUACUGUCUCAGAACAGAGAUAAAGAGGCAGAGAAAAUCAUAGAGGAUGUUGCCAAGGCAAACAAGGUGACGUUGAGCCCAGACAUCAUAGAAUCCCUUAAGAAAAGCCAAUCUGAUCAACUGACCCGGAAGUACACCUUUAUGGAUUUUAUCAGACAUUGGAGAAUACUAAAACUCUCUCUAAAUAUUUGGUUUAACUGGUUGGUGAAUGCCCUAGUCUACUACGGCUUGUCGUUAAAUACAGAAAACCUAGGCGGAAAUCCCUACGUAAAUUUUUGUAUUGCAGGCGCGGUAGAGAUACCUGCAUAUCUCGUUUGUAUUUUCCUCUUGAAUACAGUUGGGCGACGAAUCCCUCUGGUGGCAGCCAUGUGCAUAGGUGGCGUUGCUUGCAUCGUGUCAGGAAAUCUGCCGACAGAGGGCAAUAGAAUGCAGAUAACAUCAAUUGUGUUAGCUAUGGUUGGCAAGUUCUGUAUAACUGGCUCAUAUGCCAUCAUCUAUCUAAUGGCAGCCGAACUCUUCCCAACAGUUGUCAGGAAUACAGGCAUGGGUAUUUCUUCAAUGUCUGCCAGGAUCGGGGGAAUUUUGGCGCCAUUAUUCAUAGAUCUGAAGAGUGUAGCACAACCGCUACCCAUCAUUCUGUUUGGUGGGUUUGCUGUCGCGUCUGGACUUCUCGCCUUGCUGCUACCAGAAACUAAAGGGCGCCCUCUACCGGAGCGUUUGGAAGAUGUUCAAGAGACAAGGUGGCCCUGGGCCCACAAUAAACUGGAAGUACGGGAUGGGUCUCAGUCGAUUGUGGAACUAUCUGAUUUGUAAAAUAGAAGUGUCGUGUGCAUUGAUCCGCUGUCCUGUCUGCACUCUACAGUAUGUGACCACUCAGCACCAGUCAUUUAUGAUGAUGAAGAAGUUUGUUUUGUUUAACGACACCACUUGAACACAUUAAUUUAUUAAUUGAAUGUCAAUCAUUUGGUAAUUUUGACAUAUAGUCUUAGAGAGGAAACCCGCUACAUUUCAUUUAUAAUGAAGAGUGUUUGGAAAUAACAGUUGCGUGCAAGAAUUCCGUGCAAUAUCAGCCACUUUGUAAAAACAAGUUUGUUUCGUUUAGCAACACCA
Gigantopelta aegis is the source of this 1956-nucleotide messenger RNA. RefSeq names its product organic cation transporter protein-like. Gene Ontology annotation, cellular component: membrane. The transcript has 9 exons. The record is from RefSeq and is a predicted model, not a curated record. Gene Ontology annotation, biological process: transmembrane transport. Gene Ontology annotation, molecular function: transmembrane transporter activity. The coding region runs from base 1 to 1659 and encodes 552 amino acids. NCBI's taxonomy places the organism in Eukaryota, Metazoa, Mollusca, Gastropoda, Neomphalida, Peltospiridae.